Daphnia pulicaria is the source of this 3435-nucleotide messenger RNA. RefSeq names its product jouberin-like. Gene Ontology annotation, biological process: motile cilium assembly. The record is from RefSeq and is a predicted model, not a curated record. Gene Ontology annotation, molecular function: protein binding. NCBI's taxonomy places the organism in Eukaryota, Metazoa, Arthropoda, Branchiopoda, Diplostraca, Daphniidae. The transcript has 7 exons. Gene Ontology annotation, cellular component: ciliary basal body. The coding region runs from base 851 to 3331 and encodes 826 amino acids.
AAGCCCAGCAGCGUCGAAAAGAUGGUUGACUCUUUGGCGACCAUAGUCUUGCUUUCCGGGCCCAUUUCUGUACAAGCUUCCUAUUAAAGUGAUGCCUUCCAGUGGAUUGAUCACUUCUAUCUCGCAGGACCGCAACCAAAUAUUCAAAUCACAGUUAGGAUACGCCAUGGAUGUUGGGGGAUUGGUCGUCUUCAAGUCGGUUGGUCCAUUGCUGCCGUCCGGAAUCGCUUCGUGGCCGUACGAUUCUUCGAUGACAGUUGUUCCGGAAUUCUUCUCGUGUUCUGCGAUCGACCAAAAAUGAAAAUUUUCACAAACGUCUUUCAGCGUGCCUUCAAACAAACUCGUUUUUUUAGUAGCUAUAUUUGCCUUUGUUUUGACGCGCUGCAUUUCAUAAUGUCCCAAGUUGCCACAAGUAACGUGAUAAAUGAUGAUCGCGACUGUGAACUGUCAGCUUGGCACUCCUUGCAAGUUCAAAAAGAAAGAAUCGCACAAAUCCGUCGAUCGCACGAAAACCGGAUUGGCAACAUUUCGGACAACCCUUCAGUAGUGGGAUUUUUGAGUUUGACAGAACGUUUGUCUAGAAUCGGCGCUGGAAAAUGUCACCUUCGUUGGUUCGUUCUACGUUGUGUUUCCGGCACCACCAACAAUUAACACAUUUUGUACGUAAUUAAUAUGUUUAAACGUUCAUUUAAUAUAGAAUUUUGUUACUUUUUUGAGUUGCAAUACAUAAUUGCUUUGCUUCCAAGAUUGUUGUCAUGGUCCAUUUGGCGUUGCCAUAGCAACGCGCAAUAACAUCAUAACAAACCUGCGGUAGUCAGUGUUUGAUUCAGUGAUUCGUUACUUUAGCAAGAUGAAGCCUGAAGACAGAUUGCAAAUUUUACCCUCCUCGCCCAUUUCAGUGCUUGAGAGCACUCGUAAAGACUUUGAAGUUCUACUGCUGGGAAGUGCAAAUUCGUCUAGCGAAGAAGUUCAGGAAAGAAAAACAAAACAGACGAAUCAAUCCAAGAGGCAUCGAUUCAAGAAACAAGAAAAACACCGUAACAGUGUUAAAGAACACGUAGAGCUACGUGAGCUUUCUUCCGUGCAAAACAAAACUAUCAUCAAUGUAGGCCUUCAACAAAAUUUUGUGAAAGUGAAAUCCCAUACCAACCCCUCUUUUUGGUACGAAGAUGAGCAGCAGAAUGAAAUGAGCAGCUGCUCCAGCUCUUUAAAUUCUGAAAAGCUUAAGAAAGUGAAAAGUUCCAGUAAUUCUCCAGAACUUGUGCAUUCAUCUUCAGUUGAGCGAGCAACCAUACACCAUGGAAGAAGGGCUUCACCAGCAAUAACAAACAGCAGUGACGAUGAAAAUAAUAGUGACAAUGUUUUAAGUGUGGUACCUUCUGGUGGUAGCCAACACACAAGAACUUCAAUUUCUUCAUCUCAUCCAGGAAAGAUAAAUUCUAAUAAAGAAAGUCACAAGAAUAGUAGACAAACAUCAGUGAAGAACCUGUACAGUUCAGCAAGUUCAUCAUCAGAUCACAAUAUAGAAGAAGAGAACAGUGCUGGUUAUCAAGAAUCGAAUAAAAAUCUGUCAUUGGAGCACAGUAUCUUGAAAAUUGUUGUCCACCAUUGUGACAGAUUGAUUUUAGAUCAACCUAAAAGUCAACCACUGAUUGUGGUCCAUGCCGUCAAUUGCAAGACAGGUCGUUACAUAGUGCACAAUAAGGUCCCCGUUUCACCGCAAUUUACAGGAUCAUGUAUUGCCCAUAGUCCUCAUCAAGUCUCCAAUAAGUCCAAUGCUCUGCCGGAAUGGAAUCAAGAAAUGGUUUUUGACUUGGAUGCAGACAAAUAUUUAUCAGAAAUCCUUUUCUUAUUCGAAUUAGUGAGUGAACCCAACACGACAGUUAGCUCUUUAUUGGCUUGGGGGUUUUUGCGCCCCAUGUCAAGAACUGGCGUCAAACAAAUAAGCAAGAAACUUCAACUUCAGCUGUAUAAAACGCCUGCGCGUCGCUUAUUCGGACACGCAACACAUAGGCCGACUAUUAGCGACCUCUUCAAUUGGUUUAAUAGCGCAGAGAAAGAAAAGUAUCCAGCAACUCUUUACGUCACAUUGCUAUCUUCCGGCAGUUCUAAAAGUUCAACCGUCACGAAGGAAAGUCGAUUCAACGUAACCAGUCCAUUACGAGGAGGCCGGCUCAGCGGACAGCCAUUCAAACUUCCCACCAGACGAGGCUUUACAUUCGAGUCUGCUGCGGCAGGAGCCUUAAUUGCCUGUUACCGCUCAGAUGGAUCAUCUUUAGCCUUUGCUUUGUCAACUGGAGAUAUCAUGGUGUAUCAAAACUCAGUUAUUUCUUUGCAUCUAAAAGGACAUCAAGGCAAUGUGUAUGAUCUUGAAUGGAACAAGAAUGAAGGCGGGGACGGUUGGUCUUUACUUUCCUGCGGUGCGGACUGCACUGCUCGAGUUUGGAACGAUUCCAAUGACGUGGUUUUGCCUCAUCCAGCUUACGUGUACAGCGCCCGUUUCGGCGAAUCCGACGACCGUGUAGUCACUGGAUGUUUCGAUCAGCUGAUACGGUUAUGGGAAUUGAAUUCAUCGUCACCUCGUCUAAUAAGCACCUAUGUCCAGCACAGGGCACCGAUCAACAGCCUCUGCUGGGACUCCCAUGGAAGAUUAUUUAGCGCAGAUGCGAAAGGUUCCAUUUGUGUCUGGAACUCGACCAUUUCUGGCUUAUAUUUUGAAAAGAUCCUCAACGAAUCUAGUGAAGAAUAUCGCAAUGAAACUCCCAUAAACUGCCUCUGCUUUCAUCCUUCUGGAGGCAGAUUACUAGUCCACUACAGAGGAAGUAAGAUGUGUUUACUCGAGCCAAAGUCGGGUCUUAAAUUGAUUUCGUACAGUGGCAUCUAUAACCCAAGGCUGAGACUGGCAAGUAGCAUCAGCCCGUGCGGUGGUUACGUGAUAUCCGGCAGUGAGGAUGGUUCUGUUCACUGGUUUGAUUUGGAGCGGGGUGAUCUUGUAGCCGUUACAACCUUGCCCACGUCUACAAUUGAUCCCGUCAUGGCGGUCGCUUUCCACCCCACUUUUCACGCCAUAGCCUUGUGUUCAUUGAGCUCGGAAUGUUGUCUUUCAGUUUUGGAAUUUAACGCAGCCGAUACUGGAAUUGAAGGGUUUUCCUUGAUAACAUUUCCUCGUACAGUGCAAAGCGCCGUUUCCCCGAUCGAGAAUAUUUCAAAGAAUAAUAUCUCACAAGGAAGAAAUUGCACACCUACGCUGGAUAAAUUAGAAAGAAUUUUCAAAAAACUUGAUCUAGUCAUGGCCUGGUCCGACUCGCAUAAAAAAUCGUUGGGAAAAUAAAAUGUAAUUCGUGUUUCGUUGGUUUCAAAUUAAAAACUACCACCUGGUAAGCUCUGGUACCGCAAUCUGAUGGCGACUUGGAAGAAUACAGAAAGUACUUCAAC